Acaulospora morrowiae is the source of this 628-nucleotide messenger RNA. The record is from the annotation of a GenBank genome assembly. Lineage: Eukaryota; Fungi; Glomeromycota; Glomeromycetes; Diversisporales; Acaulosporaceae.
AUGGACGUUGACGAAAUAUCAACAAUAACUAUUAACACAGACUAUGCCAAAAAGUAUGAAGAAAGAAAAAGAAAUGAAGAGUUGUCAAAACUUAAAGAAAAAUAUGGAGAUGUUAAUUUUGAUUCUAGCGAAGACGAAGAGUCAACUUCAGAAGAGGAGGAUGAGUUCGGCGAGUUAAUAACUCCCGAAGUAGACGCACAAAUCAUGAAGACGAUUGCAGCUAUAAGAUCUAAAGACCCAAAAUUAUAUGAUUCACAAUCAAACUUUUUUGCAGAUGAAGAAGUUCAAAAGGCUCGACAACGUUGGACAUAUAAAAAGCAAGAGAAGAAGAGUGAAGGAAAACCCGUGCAUUUAAAAGAUUAUCAUCGACAAUUACUAUUAGAAAAUGGCGGUGUAAUUGAUGAAACAGAUAAUAAGUCCGAAACAACCAUAAACUUGAAAGAUCGAAAUCGUCAAAAUGACGAUAUGAGUAAUGAGGAAAAUCAAAAAGUUGAUAAACCAGAAAAAAAGAAAGUUUGGCUAACAACACUUGAUGAAGAACAAAAGCUUAAAAAUGAAUUUAAUGCCGCUGUUUCUGAAUUUGGAUUCGCUACGGAAGUAGAAGAUAAUGAUGACUUUCUGGUUCAAC